Messenger RNA from Salvelinus fontinalis (brook trout), 1483 nucleotides. RefSeq names its product cytokine-like protein 1 (gene cytl1). NCBI's taxonomy places the organism in Eukaryota, Metazoa, Chordata, Actinopteri, Salmoniformes, Salmonidae. Gene Ontology annotation, biological process: positive regulation of transcription by RNA polymerase II. The record is from RefSeq and is a predicted model, not a curated record. The coding region runs from base 174 to 611 and encodes 145 amino acids. The transcript is spliced from 4 exons.
UCCAGUUAUGUUGCGCUUAGUGGAUCUUCGACGUCAUCAUCUCUUUUUUUUGUCUCUCUCAACUACAAACUGCGAAGUUGCUCGACGAAGAACACACUCGUUUUGUAAAGCCCAAUCGUAGUUGCCUCUACAGAAGAAGCCUUUUUUUAACCGAAGCAACAACGGGUAGAAAGAUGAGACUCGCACCUUUGUUGUGUUUCUUCAGUUUUAUUUGGUUGGGAGAUUGUGCACCACCGACAUGCUAUUCCCGAGUGCUUGGCUUGAGCAAGGAAAUAAUGGACCUUUUGGAAAAACUGCACAAUUAUCAUCUCACGAAAACCUGCGUGGAGAUUCUGCCCAAAAUGUUUCUGGAUGUGCACAAUUCGUGCAUCGUGACCAAGCUCCGUGACUUCCUCUACGUUGUGGAGAACCUUCCUACACAGUACUGCAGAGAGCGACCCAGGAUCGUGUUGUUGAAGCGCAAAGUCAACAACCUGUACACGAUUAUCAACAGAAUCUGUUAUCGGGACCUAGUGUAUUUCACAGAUGACUGUGAGGCCAUUGAGACUGGACAGAGUAACCCUCGCUACGGAGAGGACAGGCUCCAGCUGCUGGUGGAAGAGAAGAGAUGAGCCCAUCCAGAGACAAACACACACACGCUCACAUGUGCGAACAGCACACAUCUCACACACACACACACACACACACACACACACACACACACACACACACACACACACACACACACACACACACACACACACACACACACACACACACACACACACACACAGGAAUGGAAGUGUGAGGGUAUGUAAACCCUGUUUCACUCAAAAUCACACACACACACACACACACACACACACACACACACACACACACACACAGGAAUGGAAGUGUGAGGGUAUGUAAACCCUGUUUCACUCAAAAUCACACACACACACACACACACACACACAACUCUAGUGGAAAAACAUGCCAACGCUGUUUAUUUUCUAACCAAUGUAGUGGUGGCCUACAGAGUUGAUGUUAUUGGUGAAGUCUCAUGUUAGAUGGCAUGUGUCUGGUUACAUUACACCAAGUGGUGGAGGACUUUCCACAGGAAAUUUGCUGAAUACCAGCCAUUCCAAUGAAACCCUUAAAAUAAUAAACCAAUAAGAAAUGUCUGUGAGCCUCGCUUACCGCUGCUUACUUACCAUACUGUUCGAAAGGGAAUGCCUAAUUUAUCCAAAUAUGUUGUAUGUUUCCAUAACCCUUCGUACUACUAAGCUGUCUUAAGGCUUACACAUACCCAGUUCCCAGCCUGUACACCCCUGAGAAAAUAAUGAUUACCUCAUGCUUGUUGUUUGAAUGUAUGAAUAGGCCUACUCUUUAACCUUUAGUUAUGUAUCUUGUUUUAAUGUAGACUAAACUUCAUCAUUAUCGCGUUUUCUAUGUAAUUGGUACAAUAUACGUUUGUGUAGUGUAUUACUUAUAUGUAUGUAAUAAAACAACUAUAUCUCUU